This is a messenger RNA of Folsomia candida, 4619 nucleotides long. It is a transcript of the gene Atg1, whose product is annotated as serine/threonine-protein kinase unc-51. The coding region runs from base 1814 to 3820 and encodes 668 amino acids. The record is from RefSeq and is a predicted model, not a curated record. Gene Ontology annotation, biological process: peptidyl-serine phosphorylation; protein autophosphorylation; autophagy. Lineage: Eukaryota; Metazoa; Arthropoda; Collembola; Entomobryomorpha; Isotomidae. Gene Ontology annotation, molecular function: ATP binding; protein serine/threonine kinase activity. The transcript has 14 exons. Gene Ontology annotation, cellular component: cytoplasm; autophagosome.
AGCUUCUCAGUCACAGACGUGAAGGUGCAUGAGCACAUUCGCACCAACAAACCCUCAAAGAAACAAAGCAUCACGACGACGUUUUUUUAACUUUUAGUUAAGUUUAACGACUACUUUUGUAACGAUAUAACUUAAUACGAACUCAAGAUAAGGUAAAUAUUAUAAAAACACUUUACAAGAAGGAAAGAACAGGCAAAAGGACAAUAGAGUGAAAAAAUAUAAAUCGAUUUCAGUUCAGCUUGCUGCUCUGUUGUUGUUAAGUUAAAAAAAUGCUGCUAGCUGACUUUUAGCUUGUGUGAAGUACUUACAAACUUUGGGAAGAAGACGAAGGGUUGAUUUUUUUUAUUUCAAGUCGUGGGAGCCUUUUCGUUUCUCCAGGCUUUGUUGUUCUCAGCUGAGGCCAUUUAAACUUUAAAAUCCUCCUAAACAAAGGAAGGAAGCCUGUACACAUAGUCUAAUUCUACACAAAGAAGAAGAAGAGAAGAAGUGUCCAUUUUGUGGCAAUCAAAUCAGAAGACUAUCCAAACCUCACCUUUACUAUACCUCACUCACUCAUGAGUUAAUUAUUAUUAUUUAGUUGAUAUACAUACUUGUUAUACCUUUUGACGACGUGUGAUAAGCUAGUGUGAACAUAGUACACAACGUUCCACCAAUUCUGUUUUAGUCAUCAUCACUACCACCUUUAUUUUACUACUGGUAAACAAUACAUAGUUUGUAAUAUAUUUUGUAAAGAGAGAGAAAGGUUUAACUUGAUAAGUCAGUCAGGCAUAAGUAGGAUCUGGGGUAAUAUUUCUGUACCUAAUACAUAAAAUAAUAUAUUGAAACGAAGGUAGAAAAAAAGUAUUAACAAAUUGUUGUUCGUUGAUUAGUUUUUUGGUCCAUUGUUGUGAUUUGUUCAUAUUCAAAAAACUACAAAUUCGAAUAUCCAACAUUAUUGUUUGUACUUAUUGAAACAGUUUGCAAUUAUUGUGGUGCUUUUUUUAUACAACUUAUCAGUUUACUCACUGUAUUUGGUUUGUUAAAAAUUAGUCAAUAAUACUCACAACAGAGAUAGAUAUAGAUACAUAUUGUAAAAAGAAUAAUAUAAUAGUCCACCAACUCGAAGGAUUAAGUUUACCAACAAAAACUCGCGUUCCCAAUUUUGAUUGUUAUUCCAAUAUUUCGACAGUUGGCUGUAGAACAAAGAACGUAAAGGAAGUGCAUUAUUAUUAUUACUUACUUACUUGCAAUUAUUACAUAUUAUAUUGCAUUCAUCAAAAGAAUUGCAUCCCCAAUCAGAAUAUUGUAUAACUGUGAAGGCGAUUAAACAAUAGGAAAGUUAGAGAGAUACGUUAUAAUUACAAGAAUUUUGGGCUAAGAAAUUAUUUAUAAUACGACACGCUACAAGAAGACUGCGAAGAAGAUAAGAAGAAGAAGAAGAAGUAAAAAAGUGGCUUCUGUUACAAGAAAAAGGAAUUACAACAAUACAUUCUACGAAUCUCCUCUGCCUUCUGCUGUUACCAGGCCAUAAUUGCUCGCGGCAGAACAAAGGAGAGCUGCGAGAAAAGCUGUCUCGAUCCGGAGUCUGCUGGACCAUUAGUAAUACAAUAUUUACUUACUUAUCAUCAGCCACACAACUUGUGUAAGUUGUACUUCACUCACAUCUCUAACCAACCACCUACACACCUACUUGAACAAGGAUAAGGAGAAGAGAAGAAUUGUUAUUAAUAAACAAACUCUACAGAAAUAGAGGGGAUCACGCUCUCCCUCUCUCGUCCCAGUUGACCUGACGCCCGUGUCGUGAAGUCGUCAUAUAUCAUCGCCAUCUUCCAAAAUGACGGAAGGGAUCGGGGACUACGAGUACAACUCUAAGGAUCUCAUCGGACAUGGAGCCUUCGCCGUGGUCUUCAAAGGGAGGAACAAGAAGACGGGGCAUUGCGUUGCUAUAAAGUCCAUCACAAAAAAGAAUCUUGCAAAGUCACAGGCACUUUUAACAAAGGAGAUUGCCAUUUUAAAAGAACUGACGGAAUUGCAUCACGAGAAUGUCGUCGCCUUGUUUGAGUGUCGGGAAACUGCAACGCAUGUAUACCUCGUCAUGGAAUAUUGCAACGGUGGGGACUUGGCAGACUACUUAAGUGGCAAGGGUACCUUAAGCGAGGAUACGAUCCGCUUAUUUCUCAGACAGUUGGCUGGAGCCAUGCGAGCAUUGUACUCAAAGGGAGUCGUUCACAGAGAUCUCAAACCACAAAACAUCCUCCUUACUUACAACAAACCUAGUCCAAUGCCCCAAGACAUUCAACUGAAAAUCGCUGACUUUGGCUUUGCGAGGUUUUUGCAAGAUGGUGUAAUGGCAGCAACGCUGUGUGGCUCUCCAAUGUACAUGGCUCCUGAAGUGAUAAUGUCGUUGACAUACGAUGCAAAAGCUGAUCUGUGGUCGCUUGGAACUAUAGUAUAUCAAUGUUUGACGGGGAAGGCACCAUUUUCUGCCCAAACACCGCAGCAACUGAAGAAUUUCUACGAAAAAAAUAUUCUUCUAUGCCCAAAAAUUCCACCUGGGACAUCAGCACAACUGACUGAUUUGCUGCAUAAUUUGUUGAAGCGGAAUCCAAAGGAGCGAAUUGAUUUCAAUGCAUUUUUUACACAUCCCUUCUUGGCCACGGCACCAGUAGCUGUUCCAAAGUCACCUUCACCAGUGGAAGAGGAGAAAGCUAUGUCAUCCCCAGAAACAGCGGGAUUCGUGGUGGUGCCACCCAUGCCAAAGUCGAAGCCUAUCCCUGUUCCUCACGGAAAAAGCGAACCCAAUUCUCAGAAUAAUUCCCCGUCUACUGUGAACAAGAAGGCUCCGACAACUCCAAGUUCGGGAACUGGGUCCAAUCGGUCAGUUGAUGCACAGCCAACAACACCAAAACAGAAACAAAGUUGCUGGAAACCGGACGUGAGUUCGCUAUCUCCACCAAGAGUCCAGUUUACACCAACUCAAGGCAACAUGUCUCCUGGGGCAUCUCCACCAAAUUUAUUGCCAUUGGUGCAGUAUUGUGGUGGAGCGUCAGCAGGGAUGGGCAGUGGCGACUCGCCGAGACGGACCAGUCUGGAAAAUGCACCCUUCAUGUUUGCUGCGUCACCCCCUCCAGACCACUUUAUUUUCAACUUUGAGCCUCCACAAUUGACGGAAGAAACUCUACUUGAGAAAGAGCACAACCAGACGCUGGCAAAGCUGAAUUUUGUUUUGGCUCUGGUGGAGUGCAUAAUUGAACUGGCAAAGAGCAAGGGGGCACCGUUAUCCAAAUUGCAGGAAUCCACCAGGGAUGAUGAGAGCUGUUGCAAAACGGGAAAUACAUUCCAGAUAGGAAAAUCUGAACAGUUGGUUCUCUAUAUUCGAACUCUCCAUCUCUUAUCUUCCGCUUUGCGACUCGCUAAAGAUGAACUUGAAGAAAGUCGUCUUCGACCCUCUGCAGCUGUUAAGAAGGUUGUCUCGCAACUCAAUGAUCGAUUUAAAACGAGUUUCGCUGCCACGAAGAAACUUUGCUCUCAAACACCACAGAACAUGCUGAUACAUCAACAACAUCUGAAUGCGGACAGAAUCCUGUACAAUCACGCUAUUGAUGUGUGCCAGUCAGCUGCACUGGACGAGCUGUUCGGGAAUCCGGCCGAAUGCUCCAAACGGUACCAAACAGCGCAAAUUUUGCUGCACAGUUUGUAUCAACAGGUUGAUUCGGACAACGAGAAACAACUAUUGCUGAAAUACAAAGAUGCUGUGGAGAAACGUCUAUUUGUACUCCAGCAGCAAGGCUUCGUCACUGCUUCUUUCGAUGAAAACUUCACGGAAAACAUCCCAUCAUAAAUUAUAUUUAUUUAUUACUGAAUCAUUAUUCUUAUUAUUUCUUAUUAUUCAACUAGUUUUAGCGAGCAUUUCAAGAUGCAAAUGAUUUUGUAGAAUCUCAUUGUUAAGUCAACAAUGGGGUUUAGGUUUAAAUUUCCGUAUCCUAAGUUUCAGCAGUCAUUUAGUUAUUUAGGAUGACGAAUCAUCAGUUAAUAGCUAAAAUAACCUGAUGAAUUAUGAUCACUAUUGCUACUCGCCUUUAUGCAAUACUAGAUAUUCCGAUGGUUUGUAUCACGAGUUAUUAUUAUUAGUCAAAACAGCGGAUGUGUAUACCUUACCCCUGUAGAUUAAAUACUAUAAUGUAGUGUAAUGGAUAAUGGAGACUCGUCUUGGCAUUUCACGGUGGGGAGGAAAUGCAUUAUUAACAAAUUAGAUAUAAUUUAUGCCUGAUCUCUACUCAAUUUUGUUUCCUACUUGGUACACAAUCUUAGUUUCUAGAUCGCAUCAUCGUCGCCUCGACACGAGGUCAUUCGCCACGCGCUACAUAUUUUUUGAAAGAUGGGAUAUCACACUGUUUUACGGAUGUGUUUACACACUAUGUGUGUUGCAAGAACAUAUUAUAUAAAUAAGUAUGACUACGUAUGUAAAGGAGUUGGGAAGGAGUGUAUAAAAUUAUUAUGGACUUUUUCAACCACGAGAAAGGUCCAUGAGUUCACCUUUUUUUCGCAGGUUGUGAUGUAAUCUUUGUUUUAAACAGAAGGACUAUGUAAUGUAUACAAAAGUGCAUCUCAGUAUAAUAAAGGGCUUAAUAUGAAAAAUA